AUGCACGGCCGUCUUCAGCAGUGCUAUCAAUAACAUGGCGGCGCUCGUAAACUUGGGAGCUGCAGGAACUUUGUGACUCCCAAAUUUCUUUCCCAAAAGUACUCUACGAUGGGCAGCCUGUUCGGAAAACACAAGAAGGUCAGCAGGGUCACCGAACAUGACAAGGCAGUUCUGCAAUUAAAGCAGCAGCGAGACAAGAUCAAGCAGUACCAGAAGAAGAUCGUGACAAGCCUAGAAAAUGAGCGACAACUGGCUAAGAAGCUACUUCAAGAUGGCAGAAAAGAGAAAGCGAAGCUGCUUCUCAAGAAGAAGCGUUUCAUGGAGCAGAUGCUGGAAAAGACAGAUGGCCAACUAACCAACCUUGAGAGAAUGACGCACGACAUUGAGUACGCCCAGAUCGAGAUCCAGGUCGUCGAAGGUCUGAAAGUCGGCAACGAAUCUCUCAAGAAGUUGCACCAGAUGCUGUCCGUGGAUGAGAUCGAGCGGAUCAUGGACGAGACGCAAGAGGGCAUCGAGAAGCAGAAGGAAAUCGACGACUUGCUGAGCGGCCAGCUGACGGCCGAAGACGACGAGGCGGUGUUGGCCGAGCUCGAGGCGCUGGAAGCCGAAGAGGAAGCCAAAGCCGUCCUGGGGCUGCCCAGCGUGCCGGUGGAGGACAUGGGAGAGCCGGCUAAAGUCGGCUUACCAGACAUUGCUGACCGAGAGCCCCCCCGCAAAGUGAAGAAGGAAGCUCGAAGACAAGAGGAAGCACUUGUGGCCUCCUAACACGCUGCUUUAUUUUAAUUGCACCACAAGAGUGUGGACACACUACAAGUCUGGUCUAUUUCCUGUGGAUAAUUUAUUAGCUUUUUAUAAGCAGGCUCUUGCAAUAAUAAAUGGUUUCAUAUAUAA
Molecule: messenger RNA, 891 nt
Organism: Ixodes scapularis (black-legged tick)
Lineage: Eukaryota; Metazoa; Arthropoda; Arachnida; Ixodida; Ixodidae
Gene: Vps20
Product: charged multivesicular body protein 6-A
Exons: 7
Coding region: 109-765 (218 amino acids)
Biological process (GO): late endosome to vacuole transport via multivesicular body sorting pathway; vesicle budding from membrane
Cellular component (GO): multivesicular body; ESCRT III complex
Source: RefSeq, a predicted model, not a curated record